GAUAUGAAGAGCAGGUUGAGACUAUUAAUGAAACGGACCAGAGAACGCUCUGCAGUGUGAGCUGAAGGACUGGAACGAGUAUCAUGGCUGCAAGGUUCUGUGGACUGCUCGCCCUUCUUACUGUGUGUCUCAGUGGACUGGACGCAUCGAGACCAGCUGUAAACCAGGAGCUGUCCAAUCUUUUCAAUGAGCUGUGGACGUUGGAUGUAAAUCGCCUGACGCCUGAUACCGACUACACGAUCUCUGUUCAGGGCAGAGCCAGCUUUGUCAGCCAAGGCAGCCAUGUUGUGCAGGAUCGCGCUUCACAGCCUCUGUUCUCCAACGUGAACGAGAGCAAACUCACGAACACAACCACCUACUCCCUGUUGAUGAAACUCCUGGACAACUAUGAGCGGUCCACAGGCGUGGCUGAACGAGUCACGGCAGAGGAGCAGGCCGAGAUUAAUCUCUUCCUGGAUGCCGUUUUAGAGACAGAAGUCAUGAAGAGGGCUCAUCAGUACCUGGUGAGCAAAUCGCAGUCCAGCGCUGACCUGAGGCGCUUCAAGAGUCAGCUGUUUUUGAUCUGGUUCCACCUCUACCACAGGAAGAGAAAUGCAGGCCUGGACUCUUGUGGAUUCGAGCAUGUGUUUGUUGGAGAGACAAAAUCUGGAACAGAAAUCAUCGGUUUUCACAACUGGAUCCAGUUCUACCUGCAAGAAAAAAGCAGGCACUUGGACUACAAAGGAUACAAGGCCAGGGACCAUGACUUGCCCGAUCAAGACGACCACGUUCUGAACCUCCAGUUCAGCUGGCACGGUUUGGUGAAGCCCGUUGGCAGCGCCUUCAUCGGGACAAGCCCUGAGUUUGAGAUGGCGCUCUUCACCAUCGUCUUCCUCACGAGCACAGAGAGGAGCACCACGGUGCUGGUCAACAUCGACCAGUGUCGGAUGGAGCUGGUGGUCAUCAGACACGGACGCUCCCUCGGGACGGCGUACCCAAAACUGCUCAGCAGCAACAGCAGACAUGUUCGGCAGCAGUACUCACACUGACGUGGAGUGUCUACUGACACAAAGUGAUGCUCACAUUAUAAGGUUCAUGCCCAACAAGCUGAGGCACACAUGUGGUUUAGUUGAGACGCCACAGACCUUCUUAGUAAAGGACAUAGAUGUGUAAACAUCUAUAAUUGUUUAUCAAGAUCUCUGUACACUUGAUUACUUUGUCAUACAUUUCAAUAAAAGUAAU
Molecule: messenger RNA, 1221 nt
Organism: Cyclopterus lumpus (lumpfish)
Lineage: Eukaryota; Metazoa; Chordata; Actinopteri; Perciformes; Cyclopteridae
Gene: endouc
Product: endonuclease, polyU-specific C
Exons: 8
Coding region: 84-1028 (314 amino acids)
Molecular function (GO): RNA endonuclease activity
Source: RefSeq, a predicted model, not a curated record